AUGGAAAAGCAGGCAGCAGCAGCAGUAGAAGUAGUGUGAAAAUCGAGUGUGCAAAAUUUUGCAGCUUCAAAAAUUGCAGCGCCAGAAAUUGUAAAUAAUUAACAGUAAAAAACUCACCACCAAAGAAAGUUAUAAACGAAAACGCUUAACCAAAACCAAAGAUGCAUAAAUCUAAAGAAAUAUGAUACAUAGCCAAUAUGUAUAUAGAAACUAGUAAAGAUUAAUCAAGUUAAAAGCGAGGAAUAACACCGAUCCCGGCAAGCAAAUGUCCGGAUAAGGGAGCCGCUACCUGACCAAUGGAUGAAAAUGCAGCCGUCGUCGCCGUCACUUUCGCCGUCGUCACUAUCGCAUCGCUUUUGUCAGCAGCAACAGGAAAAGUCGGAAAAGCACCAGAAGCACCAACAGCAGCAGGAUCAGAAGGAGCAGUCCAAGCUGGCCGGAUUCUUGCCCUGCCACGCCCACGCCAAUCGAACGUCCUCGGUCGGUACGGCAGCGCUGCCACAGCUGGCGUCCACGCCCGCACCGGCAGCAGCGGCCUAAGUUGCCAAACCGAAAGAAUCCCACUUCGAAAUAGCCCAUCUAAGCAGCAGCAGCAACAACAACAGCAACAGAUAUUGCAACUGCAACAUAUAUUGCAACUGCAGCAGCCACAAAUAUUGCAGAUUUAACUGCAACAGAGCGAGUGCACCAGCAGCAACUGAAAUUGCAGCUGCCACAGCAACGUCAAGCACAAAGCAACAGCUACGCAUAAAGCAGCACAAAAGGGUCGCAGGAUAAACCGGAAGCGGAAGGACAGGAAGAGGGACGGGCAGCGGACACAGGCAAACAAAAUGGCGGAUGGUGGGCAUUCAUUCGUGAAGAAGACAUUUCAUAAGCCAACAUACUGUCACCACUGCUCGGAUCUGCUCUGGGGCCUCAUCCAGCAGGGAUAUAUCUGCGAAGUUUGCAACUUUAUCAUUCACGAACGAUGUGUCAGCAGCGUGGUAACGCCCUGUUCCGGCAUCGCUCCAUGUAUUAUAAAGAAUCCCGUUGCCCAUUGUUGGUCCGAGCCAACUCAUCACAAGAGAAAAUUCUGCACAGUCUGCCGUAAGCGAUUGGAUGAAACGCCAGCGGUGCAUUGUUUAGUCUGCGAAUAUUUCGCGCAUAUUGAGUGCCAAGAUUUUGCCGUGCCCGAUUGCACCGAGAAUGCCACGUAUGUGCCGGGCAAGGAGCUGCUUAAUGUGAAGCAUCAGCAUCACUGGCGAGAAGGCAAUCUUCCAUCAACGUCCAAAUGCGCUUACUGCAAGAAAACCUGUUGGUCCUCGGAAUGUCUCACUGGCUAUCGCUGCGAGUGGUGUGGCAUGACGACCCAUGCCGGAUGUCGCAUGUACCUGCCAACCGAAUGUAAUUUUGGUAUUCUACAACCUAUCUACUUACCUCCGCACUCAGUCUCGAUUCCGCGCACCGAGGUGCCCAUCGAGGCCAUUAUCGGCGUCCAGGUCAAAUCGAAGACUUCGCUCGUGCGCGACUACUCGUGUCCCAGUCCGGAUUUGAGCUGCCCGAUUCCGGGUGCCGGAUCGGGUUCACUGGCGGGUCUUGGCCUGAAGGAGCUGCUUGAGCUCCACAGGCAAAGGCGCGAGCAAUCGAAACAACAUUUUCUCCUUUCCACGCCGCCCACACCCACCUCCUGUGGCUCCAUCUCGCUCUGUCACUCACCUACGCCUUCUUCGCUGACAGUCGGCGAGACGAGCAACGAGGCGGAUCAGGAUCAGGAUCAGGAUCAGCCAGAUGAUGAGCCCGAGGAGGAGAACACGGAGCAAGACAGCGCCCUGCAGCUGACCACCUCCACGUCAAAUGUGAUUGGCAACCUGCAAAAGUCACCCUCCGCCAAUUCCUCGUUGCACUUGCUCUACACGAAUCUCUUCCGAAAACUGGGCCAGGGCAAGCGGCGGCGGAAAAGGGGCUCUGGCGGUGGCAUCUCGCCAAGCGAGGACGAGGACGAUGUGGACGGCGGUGUCUGUGAUAUAAGCGGUGGUGAUCUUAGCGAUGACUAUGACCACUGUGACGUCGCCCUGCGACGGCGAUCCCUUCGCAGCCGGCAGCCUCGAGAUGUCAGCGAGACGGACUAUCACGGGGAUGCCGAGGCGGAGGCAGAGGGUGAGACCGCGCCACGGGAAAGCUGCUACGAAACUUCAGAUACGGGUGGAGAACUGACCAACACUGACGACCUCGAUAGUAGCCUCAACCUAAUCAGCAACCUUAGCUAUAAUAGUAGUAAUAACAGCAACGCCUCCAAUGCCCCAGGAGGAGGAGCUGCACCCGCCGCUAGAAUCAUCUCCACAACCACCACUGCCCCGGGAAAGUCCGGACAUGCCUUGAGCGUCCAGGGCGGACGCCAGCAACCAAAGACUGGGGCUCUAGCCCAAAUCAAGCCCAAGCCCAAACCCAUACUCAUGCCCAAACACAAGGCGCAGGGCAAAGGCGGCUCUCUCAGCUCUCCGCUGUCCAACUCCAACUCCAGCGACUGCUCCUCGGCCUCGCCAUCAGCCCCGGCCACGCUGCUGCAGCUGUCGCCGGUGGGCAGGAGCAAGUCCUUUCAGGAGUCGGCAGCUAUAACGGCCGUCUCGCGAUACAAGAAAUACGGACGCGGCCUCUUUCAGCGUCGACGCUCGAAGAGAUCGCCCAAGAAUGCGAUCGGAGCGGGAGGCAAGAGCAAUUACAGCCUGGACAGGCUGUCACAAAAUAUCGAGAUCACCAUUCAGGACGAGGAUGGCAAUUUCCACCCGUAUGACGACAACUUCCACAUGCUAGCACGGCCAUUGGACGCUACCGAUGUGGACGAUGAUGUGGGCUUUGAAGAUCUCCUAGACGACCGACCAAGCGGGGCGAGUGAUGACCUAGCAUUUGCCGGCGAUAUCAGUGACGGCGGAGCCAGCAGUCGAUCAAGGGCCAGUGACGCCAGCGAUGGCCAUGUCCUGGGCCGAUUGCUCCGCCAGGUGCGGCAGGGACUCACCGUCGGCUGGCGUAAACCGCGCUACCAGAAGCGCAGAGCACGUAGCAUAUCCGAGGAGUUCAGCAGCGGCGAUACACCCCGUUUCAAGGACGAGGAAUCGGCCAGCAAGACCGAAUCGGGACAUGGACCCAGUAGUGGUGGUGCAGGGGGAGGCGUUAGUGGCGGAGCAGGAGGCUCAUCCGCAGCUGGAGCUUCGGCAGCGGCUGCCGGUGGUUCCUCCGGGCACUAUAGGCCUGAUUCCGGCUCUGGACAUAAGUCAGAUAAGUCGGAGAAGGAUCGCGAGAAGAAGGAGAAGGAGCGCGAGGAAAAGGAUAUAGAGAUGAUCAAGGUGUUCGAUGGCAACAACUCAUUCCGACGCCAACAGUACCGGGUGAUCAUCGUGCAGCGAACUUAUACGUUGGAGCAGCUGCUGACCACUGCGCUGCGGGCAUUCCACAUCACACGAGAUCCGCAGGCCUUCUACCUGACCGACCUGUACGCACCCGCCGGCAUGGAAGACACUCCGAUGCUGGAUCCCACGCCCGUGCUCAAUCUGACGCACCUGGAGGGCAAGCGACCGGCCAUUUACCUACGGUUCCACGACCGCGACCGUGGCCAUGUGCGCGUCUACCCCGGCAAGCUGCAGUGCUCGAUGCUGGAGGAUCCCUAUGUCAGUGUUCCUGUAGAUAAUAGCACAGUUAUUAAGGAUUUGAUACGCGAUGCCCUGGACAAGUUUGGUCUGCAGGAUAACCAGAUACAGGACUAUAGGUGCUCGGAAGUGCUGCUCGAUCGCGGCGUGACCGAACGCAUUUUGUCGUGGAACGAAAGGCCCUGGGAUAUUAUGAAGCAGCUGGGCAAGGACUCCAUUCGCCAAAUGGAGCUCAUGCGGUUCUACAUGCAGCACAAGCAGGAUCCCCACGGUCCAAAUAUCGCCCUAUUCGUGGGUAAUCUACCCACCGGUCUCUCGCAGCGCAACUACGAGCAGAUCCUCAACAAGUACGUAACCGACGAGAACAAGUUCAUCAGCAUUGGACCUAUCUAUUACGAGUACGGCUCCGUGGUGCUAACCUUCGAGGACUCCAUGAAGGCGGUUCGCGCCUUCUACAAUCUCCGCGAGACCAUCAUCGAGGACAAAAAACUACUGGUUUUGCUCCUGCCGAACAUUGAGCCAAGCAUGGUGCCCUCGGAUGUGAGGCCAUUGCUGGUCUUUGUCAAUGUCAAGUCGGGUGGCUGUCAGGGACUGGAGCUGAUCUCAAGCUUCAGGAAAUUGUUGAAUCCCUACCAAGUCUUUGAUCUGGACAAUGGUGGUCCUCUGCCUGGUUUGUACGUAUUCCGGCAAAUAACCAACUACAAGAUUCUGGUUUGCGGCGGAGAUGGCACCAUUGGAUGGGUGUUGCAGUGCUUGGACAAUGUAGGCCAGGACUCGGAGUGCUCUAGCCCACCUUGCGCCAUAGUUCCCCUAGGAACUGGCAACGAUUUGGCUCGCGUUUUGUGCUGGGGCUCCGGUUACACCGGCGGUGAAGAUCCGCUAAAUCUGCUGCGCGACGUCAUCGAGGCGGAGGAGAUACGACUGGACCGCUGGACGGUUGUCUUCCAUCCGGAGGACAAGCCCGAAGAGCCGGCCAUGAAGGCGCCCUCGCAAACAACCGGUGGUGCCCAAAACGAGGACAACUCGCAGAUCUUCGUGAUGAACAACUACUUUGGCAUUGGCAUAGAUGCGGAUCUCUGCCUGGACUUCCACAAUGCACGUGAAGAGAAUCCCAAUCAGUUCAACUCGCGUCUGCGCAACAAGGGCUACUACGUGAAGAUGGGCCUCCGCAAGAUUGUGGGUCGCAAGGCUGUCAAGGAUCUGCAGAAGGAGCUACGACUGGAGGUCGAUGGCAAGAUUGUUGAUCUGCCACCAGUCGAUGGCAUUAUCAUCUUGAAUAUUUUAAGCUGGGGCAGCGGUGCCAAUCCCUGGGGUCCCGACAAGGACGACCAGUUCUCUACGCCCAACCACUACGAUGGAAUGCUGGAGGUGGUCGGUGUUACUGGCGUGGUCCACUUGGGUCAAAUCCAAUCCGGAAUUCGUACAGCUAUGCGCAUAGCUCAGGGUGGUCACAUCAAGAUACACUUGAAUACUGAUAUGCCCGUACAGGUGGAUGGUGAACCCUGGAUCCAGAGUCCCGGCGAUGUCGUUGUCCUUAAGUCAGCCCUUAAGGCCACCAUGUUGAAAAAGAACAAGCUGAAAAUGAAACGAAGGAAUACGGAACCAACGAUGAUGGUGGCCGGCUCGGCCGCUCCCCCGCUGUCCUUGGCCCUGCCGCCCAGUGUGGGUGAGGUGGGCGUGGCUGGGGAGGGAGCCGAGGGCGACGGCGGUACGAACAACACGGAUUUCUGAAUAUGGUACAGCGAGCGUCUGAUUUAACGUGCUAAUUCCAGCGCAGAACCAAACAGCACCCAACACCCAACAGACACCCACCCACGAUAAGCCCACCCGAUCCUCCCCACCCAACAGCAGCAGCAGAAAAUGAAGCAAAAGGAGCAGGAGCAGAAGCCAGAAGCCACUAGCCAUCUCAGCAGUCCAUAGAAAACACUAAACACCAAAACCAAAGAGCAGGCAACUCAAAAAUCAAAAGCUGUAAUCAAAAUUACUUGUAUAAAAGAGUCCAGUCCACAAUAUUAGAUCGAUCGAUCGAUUAGUUGAUCAGUUUACCAGCUCAGCUAAAAACCCGGCCGCCUUUCCACGUCUGAAAUAAGUACGUUAAACUCAAACAGCUCGAACACCAACUCUGUCCGCCCGCCAGUGUUAGAAGACUCUAGAAAGCUUCAAAAUGCGUAACGGGCAGGCAGAAAACUAACCUAAUUCAAAUGUUAAAACAAAAACAAAAAACAAUAGAGGGUAUUGUAGUGUAAAGAAGUGAUUUAAUUCCAUAAAAAACACUCAGCAAUAGUCUGGCCAAGUUGUAUCAAAUUCAAGUUCAAUUAUGUUCCUUCUCGUUUUGUUCCUAUGUAAGCAACAGCAGAAACCGAUUAGUGAUACCGUUAAACAGAGAGAAGCGCAAGCAGUAGUAAAAACAACAAACAGGGAGAAUGAAACAAAAAAACCAAAAACACAAAAAACAAAGAAAAGAAACGUAAAGCUAAAGCUAGAAAAACCCAAGAAACAAAACAAAAAGUACAAAAUUGUUGAAAAUUGUUUGUUAUUACUAAAUGAAAUUGCGUAAAAACCAACUAAGCAAACCCAAAUUACGACAAAAGAAGAAGAAAGAGAAAAGCUAUUACCAACUAGUUAAUCAAUGUUGUGUUCCAGUGGACCCAGUGUUCCUGCGAAUCAACAAAGAAGAAAAGAAAACACCCAGCCAGGUCAAGAAUUAAGCGUACAGCAGAUGCGGGAAAAUUUAUACGAAACUUUUUUUAAAAUGUUACGGAUCGAUUCGAUAAUGAAACUUUGGAGUGCGGAAAAAGCUGCAAAUUGCAUAGUUGGCUAUAACUACUAAUUGGGACGAACAAAUUGGAAACCACAGGCGGGCCUAGCUUGACCUGUGUGCGCCAUUGAAUUAAAAUGGAAAACUAACCUUUGGAUUGUGCAAUUGGUAUGAAUUUUCUCCGCUGCUGUGCGUCAAAGAAGAAAAUAUAAGUGAAACCACGAGAAAUAGGAAAAUGCAUUUUCGAGCGUAGGCAACGGCAUCGCAAGUAUUUCACCUGCAUUUGUCUAAAACAAGAAACAAAAAAAAAAAGAAAAAACAACUUAUUUUGGAUGUCAAAUCCUAGAGGAAUGAGAGGAAAGAGGAGGAGAUACAAAAUCCGAAAACUACAAUUUCAACUUUAAAGCGCUUAUAAAGAAAACAAUUUUUGAAAGUUUUAUAACAUUAAUUUUACAUUACGUCUUAUGUGAACGACACGCCACACCACACUACAAGGUAAUAGUAUGCUAUUACUAGUGCCCGUACCAGGAACAGUUGAGGAUCGAGGGUCAGGGAAGGAUCGAGUGCGGAUCCCUUGCCCUAGCGGCUAUUCGCCUGCGCACUUGGUCCAUCCCUGGCACACUACACAAAGUGACGACGUGGCCCAGUUGGGUGCGAGAAUAGCCGGAUCCGGUUAAAUGCCCGGAUAAAACCAUUAAGAGCGGGGCGCACUCGGCUGUUGGUCCGCCGCCCACACAAGGUCACACGACGGGACACACGACCACAAACAGACCAGAGUUUUUCCCGGAAGCUGUCAGACACGCACUGCCAUGGAAAGGUCACGGAAAUCGCUUGGCAGUGUUCACCAAAAUCCAAAUCCAAGCCCUCUCUGCUGGCCCCGCCAACGGAUCCGGAUACGGAUUUGCUGGUGGGGUGUGUGGCAGGGCGGGAGUUUGAGCUUAACACACAUACACCAAACAGAACACCACCCUUUGCGUUCGGCAAAUCACCUCCGGCUGCGAUUAAGGGGCUCAGUGCCAGGGGUUAAUCGGAGCACACUCGACCGAUUUCCGUGACAUACGUCUCUGCCAUUUAUGGCAGAGAUCGGAGGACACGCCCGGCGCAACCAGCCGUUGGCUAUGCAAUGGAUUGAACGAAACAUGCGCCAGAGCCAAUUUUUAUAUUUGACCAUUAAAACCUAUGAUUUUGCUUUACAAUUCGACCUACUAUCAUCCCAAAUUGCGUAGCCAUCGGCGUCCUUGGCGACGUGGCGUCGUCAUCCGGCCCAUCCUCCAGGAUGCCAAAUCCAAAAUUGGCAUUAGCUGGAUCGAUUAGCCCCCAGCAAAUUGAAUCGCAGCCCGCAGGAGAUUUGGUUUUAAUCGCCUCAUUUCGUACAAAGAAAAACCGCAACAAAAAAACACUGCACAUCGUUUUUUACACCCUUGCGUUAUGUUUUUUGAAUGUAUUUAAAAAAAAAAAAAAAUAAAUGAAAAACAAAAUAUGAAAACACACAAAACACAGAAAGAAAACAAAAAAUAGGAUGUAAGUUUAAAUAAUAUGCUAUUCAAAGAAAUCCAAAACAUGAUUACCCAUAAAACAAAAAAAAAAAAAAAACUAAAAAUACUAAUUAUAGUACAUACAUUGAUGUAGUGUUAAUUGUAAGAACCCAGAAAUUGUUUCAUGAAUGCCAGAAAAACAGAAAAUACCGAAAACCAAACUCCAAGCAGUCGUAGAUGCAGAUACAGUAUCGAUGAGAUUCAGCUGCGAAAAGCCCGUAAAUGUACAAGUAACUAUUUUUCUCUAUACCAAAAAAAAGUAAAUCUCCACCAUUUUUGCUCCACAUUUAAGAAACAAAACUCGGUGCAGGCAAAGAUUGAAUUUAGACGCAAAAAAUACAGCGAUCAGGGGCUAUAAAAUGCCAAGCGAUCAAGAAAUUUUUAAUUGAAUUGUAACAGACUACGCAAGCAAAUACGGAAUUUAAUAUUAAAUGUACAAUAGCGUCGCUUUAAAGUCUAUAAGAACAUUUUGUUGCAAUGCAAACGUGAAAUCCAAACCCAAAUCCGUUUGACAUUACGACAGAUUCGAAUGACAUCAACAACAAGAAAAACACACACAACACAGAAGAUAACUGCAAAAUAAAUGUAACUGACAUAA
Messenger RNA from Drosophila eugracilis, 8511 nucleotides. Its product is annotated as diacylglycerol kinase theta. The coding region runs from base 831 to 5351 and encodes 1506 amino acids. The record is from RefSeq and is a predicted model, not a curated record. The transcript has 18 exons. Gene Ontology annotation, molecular function: ATP-dependent diacylglycerol kinase activity; nucleic acid binding. Gene Ontology annotation, biological process: intracellular signal transduction; diacylglycerol metabolic process; lipid phosphorylation. Lineage: Eukaryota; Metazoa; Arthropoda; Insecta; Diptera; Drosophilidae.